AUGACGUAUGCUCCAACCUUACUCAAGGUAAAUCGAAUCCAUCGGAUCUUCAAAGCCGCCAAGAAGUCCACAAGACCUCCUCGUAUGAUCCGCCCAAAGGAUCAAAUCAUUAUGUCCGCCAUUCUCAUGACGAUUCAGGUUGUGAUCGUGAUUGUGUCUGCUCUGGCAGGAGACUUAAGCCAUCCACAGCGACUCAUGCCCGACAAAAUGAGCAAGUACGUGGAGAUUUACUGUCAGUUCGGGAACGGUUUCAUUGCCUCGUGCGUGUACAACCUGCUCCUGAUCUUGGCUUGUUGCUUCUAUGCCUUUAAGACCCGCAAGGUACCCAGUAACUACAAUGAGUCCAAGUUCAUUGCCGUCAGCGUCUACUCCACGCUGGUAUUGUGCUUGGCCGCUGUACCCGUCUACACUACGGCAGUUGCAGUCAUACAGAAGGUGGCGACGCUGUGUAUGGCGCUGAUUCUUAAUGCUUACCUGACGUUGGUCUGCGUCUACUUGCCCAAGCUCUACGCUGUAUGUUUCGUUAAGAACAUUGAUAUACUGAAGUGCAGUAGUAUGAUGACUAAAGAGUCUGUCUUUAAGAUUCGUGAUUUACCUGGGUCUGUGGAAACUAAGACAGUUCCAUCGGUGAUCAUUUAAGGCUUCAUAAUGGCACUGGUUAUCAAUUAUUGUCAUAAUUAAAGGCAUAAUUACUAUUGAUAAUUACUUAAAAUAAUUAUUAACAUAAA
Asterias rubens (European starfish) is the source of this 728-nucleotide messenger RNA. Its product is annotated as metabotropic glutamate receptor-like. The record is from RefSeq and is a predicted model, not a curated record. Gene Ontology annotation, biological process: regulation of synaptic transmission, glutamatergic; G protein-coupled glutamate receptor signaling pathway. Gene Ontology annotation, cellular component: membrane. The transcript has 2 exons. NCBI's taxonomy places the organism in Eukaryota, Metazoa, Echinodermata, Asteroidea, Forcipulatida, Asteriidae. Bases 1 to 639 code for a protein of 212 amino acids. Gene Ontology annotation, molecular function: group II metabotropic glutamate receptor activity.